UCGAGGAAACGUGGGCGCCUGCCACGAGGGAUUUUGUCUAUCUUUCCCAAAGACCGAGACCUCCGACAUGUGACGGAAUGAUCGGCACAAGGAUGCAGGAGAAGCACGUUCCUGAUGCUGCCAAGCCGGAGAGCCUCCCGCUAUUGAAGCCCCUCCACUUGCCGCGCAUCACUCUCAUGUCCUACGCGCCAUGGCCGACAAUGAAGAUGGCGACGUCACAAGCAAUGCGCCGGCAAAGAGAACCGACGCCAAAGAGCUGAGCGAGUCAGACCUCCAAUACGUCCAAUACGAGCCCUCGAAAGAAGAGCAAUACCUCCCCGCCAUCCGCCAACUAAUCUCCAAAGACCUUUCCGAACCUUACAGUAUCUAUGUAUACCGGUAUUUCUUGUACCAAUGGGGUGACCUGUGCUAUAUGGCCCUCUCCCCCACUAACACUUUAAUCGGCGUAAUCACAUGCAAACUCGAACCGCACCGCAGCGGCACCUACCGCGGCUACAUCGCCAUGCUCGCAACCCAAGAAGAAUACCGCGGCCGAGGCAUAGCCACGCAACUUGUCCGACUGGCCAUUGAUGCUAUGACCGCGCGCGACGCCGACGAGAUAGUACUAGAGACCGAGGUGUCGAAUACUGCGAGCUUGAAACUGUACGAAAGAUUGGGGUUUAUCAGGAGCAAACGGUUGCAUAGAUACUAUCUGAAUGGCAACGCGGCGUUUAGGUUGAUACUCUACUUGAAGGAGGGGACUGCUCUCAAGAGACCCGAACAUGCUGGGCAUGGCGAGAUGGGUGGCAUGUCGGAUAUGAGGAGGAUGGACGAUGCAGAGCUUUACUCUUGAAAGAAGAGACAAAGACAUACAAGAAAACCCUCUCUGUUUUUCUUUUGGUGGCUCACAAGCCGCUACUUUCGAGACCAACAAACCAAGGUUUUUGAAGGGUAUGCUUCAAUUCAUACUACAGUCUAUGCUGAUUCGUUCGUGCGCCAGACGCCCAUUAAUGCUGCUGAACCGACUUUUUG
Molecule: messenger RNA, 1011 nt
Organism: Alternaria alternata
Lineage: Eukaryota; Fungi; Ascomycota; Dothideomycetes; Pleosporales; Pleosporaceae
Product: acyl-CoA N-acyltransferase
Exons: 2
Coding region: 191-832 (213 amino acids)
Biological process (GO): N-terminal peptidyl-methionine acetylation
Cellular component (GO): NatC complex
Molecular function (GO): protein-N-terminal amino-acid acetyltransferase activity
Source: RefSeq, a predicted model, not a curated record